AUGUCCACUCCUUCCACCGUUCCCACGGCGGAGAAUAUUUUCCGCAGAUCAUCGCUGCUGACGCUCUGCCCCAAACCUCCCACAUGCGUUACAGUUGGUACAUUUGGCAAUGGUUUAUCCAUAAGAGUUUCAUCUGGUGUUGGAGCUUUAUCACCUGAAGCAGGUUCACUUGCUUUUGAUAUAGGUGGUGGUGCUUCUAUUAGCGUGCCGAGUGUUGCAGUUGAUGCAUCAAGAGGUGGCUCUCUAAUUGAUGUGUCUGAUGUUGCUGCUGUUGUUGCACCAGGAGGUGGUGAUCCUAUAGGUUUUUCUGAUGUUGCAGUCGUUGCACCAAGAGAUGUUUUUCGUAUUGGUGUGCCUGAUGUUGCAGCCAUUACACCAGGAGAUGGUGCUCGUAUUAGCGUGCCUGAUGUUGUAGCCGAUGCACUGGGAGAUGAUGCUCCAAUAGGCAUUCAUGGUGUUACAACUGGUGCAUUGGGAGGUGAUGCUCCUAUUCACAUGCCAGGUGGUGCUUCUAUUGGCUUGUCUUGUUUUGCAGGAGGUGGUGCUCCUAUUGGCUUGCUUGAUAUAGCAUCUAGUGUAUCGGGAGGUGGUGCACUAGUUUGUAUGCCUGGUAUUGCAGCUGGAGGUGAUGCUCUUAUUAGUUUUCCUGGUGUAGCAUCUAAUUUUGUGGGAGGUGGUGCUUCUGUUUACACGUUUGGUGUUGCAGCAAGAGGUAAUGCUCCUAUUGGCUUUUCGGGUAGAUGA
This is a messenger RNA of Hibiscus syriacus, 744 nucleotides long. RefSeq lists its product as uncharacterized. The transcript is spliced from 5 exons. Bases 1 to 744 code for a protein of 247 amino acids. NCBI's taxonomy places the organism in Eukaryota, Viridiplantae, Streptophyta, Magnoliopsida, Malvales, Malvaceae. The record is from RefSeq and is a predicted model, not a curated record.